Molecule: messenger RNA, 1197 nt
Organism: Psammomys obesus (fat sand rat)
Lineage: Eukaryota; Metazoa; Chordata; Mammalia; Rodentia; Muridae
Gene: Faim2
Product: Fas apoptotic inhibitory molecule 2
Exons: 12
Coding region: 100-1050 (316 amino acids)
Biological process (GO): negative regulation of apoptotic signaling pathway
Cellular component (GO): Golgi apparatus; membrane; endoplasmic reticulum
Source: RefSeq, a predicted model, not a curated record
UGUUGCUAGAAUCCACGCGGAGGAAGAAGAGACGCAGGCAGGCUGCGGUGACCCAAGCGGCCACCCCUCGCGUCAGGGACCCCUUCCUCGAGAGACAGCAUGACCCAGGGAAAGCUUUCUGUGGCUAACAAGGCCCCCGGCACUGAGGGGCAGCAGCAGGCAAAUGGCGAGAAGAAGGAGGCCCCGGCAGCGCCCUCGGCACCACCCUCCUAUGAGGAGGCCACGUCUGGAGAGGGGCUGAAGGCAGGGGCCUUCCCCCAAGGCCCCAUGGCUGUGCCUCUCCAUCCAAGCUGGGCCUAUGUGGACCCCAGCAGCAGCUCCAGCUACGAGGGUGAUCUCCCCACAGGGAACCACGCGCUCUUCACCACCUUCAGCUGGGACGACCAGAAGGUUCGCCGGCUCUUCGUCAGAAAGGUCUAUACCAUUCUGUUGGUUCAGCUGCUGGUGACGUUGGCUGUCGUGGCCCUCUUCACCUUCUGUGACGUCGUUAAGGACUACGUCCAGGCCAACCCAGGCUGGUACUGGGCGUCCUAUGCCGUGUUCUUUGCAACCUACCUGACCCUGGCUUGCUGUUCUGGACCCAGGAGGCACUUCCCUUGGAACCUGAUUCUCCUGGCCAUCUUUACCCUGUCCAUGGCCUAUCUUACUGGGAUGUUGUCCAGUUACUACAACACCACGUCUGUGCUGCUUUGCCUUGGCAUCACUGCCCUCGUCUGCCUGUCAGUCACCAUCUUCAGCUUCCAGACCAAGUUUGACUUCACUUCCUGCCAGGGCGUGCUGUUCGUGCUGCUCAUGACCCUCUUCUUCAGUGGACUCCUUCUGGCCGUCCUCCUGCCCUUCCAAUACGUGCCCUGGCUGCACGCCGUCUAUGCCGUGCUCGGAGCGGGUGUGUUCACCUUGUUCCUGGCAUUUGAUACCCAGUUGCUGAUGGGUAACCGCCGCCACUCACUGAGCCCUGAGGAAUAUAUUUUUGGAGCCCUCAACAUCUACCUAGAUGUUAUCUACAUCUUCACCUUCUUCCUGCAGCUUUUUGGCACUAACCGGGAAUGAGGAGGAGCCCUCCCCACCCCCAUCUUCCUCCAGAGAAUGUCCCUUCCCUGUCCUGUGACCCUCUCUGUGCUCCUGCAAGACCAGAUAUAAACUUGCUGUGGCCAGCCUGUGAGCAGCUGCUCCUCCUGCAGCCAGCCCUCGCCUUGC